AUGAAUUUUUUUGGAGUAGUUAAUAAUACGAGGACUAUAAUAGUAGCGACUCUUCUCUCUCUCUCUCUGUCUUGGCAAUUCGCAAUCGCAUCAUCAAAAAGGAACCACAUGCGAUUUUUUCACACUUCCUCUGUAAAACCCUAAUCUCAUUUCCCUGUUCCUCUUUCUCUCUCUAAAAACCUCGCUUUCUCUCUCAACACAUCAAAUCUCGAUCCCUCCCUCUCCGAUUCAUUGCCCCAAAUCCCUAAUCCGCUAUCAAUUCGGGUCUGUCAAGGCUGGCGGCCAUUCGGGUCAAGUAAAUGGCGGAUCCGCCAGGUGUCCGCCCUCUUAGCAGCUUCAAACGCGGUGCUCCGGGAGCCGACGGAGUCGUUUGUUCUCGUGUUCGAUUGGUUUCGGGGUCCUUGAUAGGGUUACAGUGCCGUGACGAUUGCCAAGAGUAAAGCAUGCUGAGCGUGCUGCGUGUGCACCUUCCCUCUGACAUUCCUAUUGUUGGCUGUGAGCUCACGCCUUACGUGCUCCUCCGCCGGCCUGACAAGACUGUUACCACCGAUGAUGCUCUCGAAACUGCCCCUCUAGACGGCCAUUUCUUGCGCUACAAGUGGUAUCGUGUACAAAGUGAUAAAAAGGUUGCGGUUUGUAGUGUACAUCCAUCCGAGCAGGCCACACUGCAGUGCCUAGGUUGUGUUAAGGCUAAAAUACCUGUUUCCAAAAGUUACCAUUGCACUCCAAAGUGUUUUUCAGAUGCAUGGCAGCAUCAUCGUGUUUUGCAUGACCGUGCUGCUAGUGCAGUUAAUGAAAAUGGAAAUGAGGAAGAGGAAGUAUUUGGGCGAUUUAAUAAUGCUGGGUCUGGGUCAAUAAAUACCAGCUUAUCUGCCUCUGCAUCAAGUGGUAGCUUGACAAAUGGGUCAGCACCUCUGUAUCCAGCAGCUGUUACACAACGAAGUGGUGGUGAAACUUGGUUUGAAGUUGGACGGUCUAAGACAUAUACCCCAACAGCUGAUGACAUCGGUCAUGUCCUUAAAUUUGAGUGUGUUGUAGUUGAUGCAGAGACAAAACUUCCUGUGGGACAUGCAAACACUAUACUAACUUCUCGUGUUAUUCCUGCUCCCUCUCCUAGUCCACGCCGACUGAUACCUGUUGACGGGAUGGGGAAUGUAGAUGCAGAUGGGCGUGUAUCAUCUUCGGGAACUUUUACUGUUUUGUCAUACAAUAUAUUGUCUGAUUCAUAUGCUUCAAGUGAUCUAUACAAUUACUGCCCUUCAUGGGCUCUUUCUUGGCCAUAUCGGAGGCAAAAUUUGUUGCGCGAAAUAGUUGGUUACCGUGCUGAUAUCAUUUGUCUUCAGGAGGUUCAAAAUGACCACUAUGAAGAGUUUUUCGCUCCUGAGCUGGACAAACAUGGCUAUAAUGGUCUUUACAAAAGAAAAACAAAUGAGGUUUUCAAUGGCAAUAUUAAUACAAUUGAUGGUUGUGCUACAUUUUUCCGAAGAGACAGAUUUUCACAUGUGAAGAAAUAUGAGGUUGAAUUUAAUAAGGCUGCACAGUCUUUAACAGAUGCCAUGAUUCCAACCACUCAGAAGAAAUCUGCUUUGAAUCGACUGGUUAAGGAUAAUGUUGCGCUAAUAGUGGUUUUAGAAGCAAAAGUUAAUAACCAGCCUGUUGAUAAUCCAGGAAAAAGACAGCUUCUUUGUGUGGCGAAUACACAUGUAAAUGUCCACCAAGAUUUAAAGGAUGUCAAACUCUGGCAGGUGCACACUCUCCUGAAAGGAUUGGAGAAAAUUGCUGCAAGUGCAGAUAUUCCAAUGUUAGUUUGUGGGGACUUCAAUUCAAAUCCGGGAAGUGCUCCUCAUGCACUUCUUGCUAUGGGUAAGGUUGAUCCAUCACAUCCUGAUUUAGCGAUUGACCCACUUAGCAUAUUGCGUCCUCACAGCAAGUUAGUUCACCAGUUGCCUCUGGUCAGUGCUUAUUCUUCAUUUGCAAGGACAAUUGGUCUUGGAUAUGAGCAGCAUAAGCGAAGACUUGAUAGUGCAACAAAUGAACCUUUAUUCACAAAUGUCACAAGGGAUUUUAUUGGCGCUCUUGACUACAUAUUUUACACAGCUGAUUCAUUGGUUGUGGAGUCAUUAUUGGAGCUAUUGGAUGAGGAGAGUUUGAGGAAAGACACAGCACUCCCUUCUCCUGAAUGGUCAUCAGAUCAUAUAGCUCUCUUAGCAGAGUUUCGCUGCUGCAAGAAUAGAUCUAGGCGUUGACUCAUAAGGUCAGGUCCAGAGACCAUGUAAACAAGAUUGAAAGAAGCAUUCAGUCGAUAAGUUAUUGUAAAAGUGGUAGAUCAUGCCUUUGUCUUUUUCCUUGGUAUCUCCAUGUGGGGGGGUCCUUGCAAUGAUCUGCUUUGUAUUAUGCCACCUGUUUCAUAGAAAAGUUAUGAUGAUGCCUCACUGAUUUACCCACCUCGUUCCCAAUCUUUUUACUUAUAAAUUAAAAUCUUUCUUAUA
Molecule: messenger RNA, 2489 nt
Organism: Lotus japonicus
Lineage: Eukaryota; Viridiplantae; Streptophyta; Magnoliopsida; Fabales; Fabaceae
Product: carbon catabolite repressor protein 4 homolog 1-like
Exons: 12
Coding region: 444-2246 (600 amino acids)
Biological process (GO): nuclear-transcribed mRNA poly(A) tail shortening
Cellular component (GO): CCR4-NOT complex; nucleus; cytoplasm
Molecular function (GO): poly(A)-specific ribonuclease activity
Source: RefSeq, a predicted model, not a curated record